AUGCGCAUUCUCAAUUCCCUUGUCGGCACCGCCAUCCUAGCUUCCUCCGCCGUCGCCGCGCCUCCUGGCAAGGGCAGGACGCCGCAGUUCUUCAACGCGGCGCGCCACCCUGGCGCAGACCCUCAUGUCAUCUGGGACGCCACGAGCCACCAAUACUACGCCUACUCCACCGAGGGCGCCGACCCAGGAUACCACUUUGCCGUCUACAGUUCUCCGGACCUGGCGACAUGGCACCGCCACGAGGGCGGCGUGCUGCGCGCCUGCUACGACAACGACAUGAACAGGCUGCCGGGUGGCCAGGCGUGUUGGGCGCGCGACUGGUACUGGGCGCCCGAGACGUACCACAACGAGCAGACGGGGUGGUACUUCUUCUUCUUCGCCGGGCGGAUGACCGAGGACCUGACGGCGGACAACUUUCGCUACGCCGAGUUCGAGGAGCCCUCCAAGAUUGGCGUCGCCGUCUCCAAGUCGCCCACCGGUCCGUUUGAGGAGAUUGAGGACAAGCCCAUCGACUACUGGCCGUUUGACCCCAACUACCACGACGUCAACCUGAUCAUGAACAAGGACCAGAUGCUGCCGCCCCAGAGCCUGGAGGAGGGACAAACGGCGCCCAUGGGCACCUUUAUCCCCACCAUUGACGUGAACAUCUUCUUUGACGAGGACGACCGCGUGUACCUGUACUUGUCGCGCAACGCCUACCGCAACUGGAACUGGGACGACGAGCUGGGCAAGUACAUUGAGGAGUCCAAUAUCAUCGUCGUCGAGAUGGACCGCACGUGGUGGGACGAUCCGACCGCCUCGACCAUGCCCGAGAUCAUCGCGUCGCAAAAGGACGUGCACGCCCACGACGCACCCAGCCUUCCCUGCAACAUCACCAUGUACAACGGGACCGGCGCGCUCGGUGCCCCGCCGCGCAAGGACGGUUGGCAGACGGUCAUCUCGUACGGCGCCGAUCCCCAGGCAUGGGAGAACUACCACGUCAAUGACUACGAGGCCUUUAACGGUACCAAGAAGGACCGUCGUUGGUCCGAGGGCAGCACGCUUCUCAAGCGGCUGGGACAAGACGGCGAGCCCAUCUACAUAAUCCUGUACAGCGCCAACAACUACGAGGCGUCCAACUACGGCGUCGGCUACGCCAUGGCCGAGUCACCCCUGGGCCCGUUCGUCAAGGCCACCAGCAACCCCAUACUGUCACAAGACCCAGACGCCGCGAUACCAAUCUACUCGACCGGUCACGGGAGCGUCGUCGCCUCGCCGUCCAAGGGUAAGAAUGAGCACGUGGGUGCGCAGGACGUCACUCUCCGGACCCCCAAGGGCGCGGAGCUCUUCUACGUGCACCACGGACGCAACGACACCACGGUCGCUCGAUCCCUCUACACGACGCGGAUGACAUUGGACGAGAAGAGUGUCCGCUUCGGGUCGAACGAUCUCAUCACCAUGCAUCUUACCUCGCAAGACCAGGAUCUACCCAGGGGAACGUACCCGCUUCACAUGGAAGCGAGCUGCUCCCAGAAGGGGCAGGGGAGUGUGGUGACUGUGCGGGUCGAGUCCAAGCCGGGCGCUGCUUUUGAUCUCACAGAGGGAUCCAACAGAGUGGUCGGGCUGCCCGGCGAUGUCCAGGCCACAACAGUGACGGCAGGGGACGGCGAGGAGGGUAGCUUUGCACUCGAUUUUGGACAGGCUGGCGAGAAGGACGUUGCGUAUCAGCGAUUGAGUGUCAAUGGGAGCUGGAACACGGUGAUAAAGCGUAAGGCUGGCUGUAAGAAGUAG
Emericellopsis cladophorae is the source of this 1770-nucleotide messenger RNA. RefSeq names its product putative xylanase 9. The transcript has a single exon. Gene Ontology annotation, biological process: carbohydrate metabolic process. The record is from RefSeq and is a predicted model, not a curated record. Gene Ontology annotation, molecular function: hydrolase activity, hydrolyzing O-glycosyl compounds. The coding region runs from base 1 to 1770 and encodes 589 amino acids. NCBI's taxonomy places the organism in Eukaryota, Fungi, Ascomycota, Sordariomycetes, Hypocreales, Bionectriaceae.